This is a messenger RNA of Neoarthrinium moseri, 1938 nucleotides long. RefSeq lists its product as uncharacterized. The record is from RefSeq and is a predicted model, not a curated record. Bases 1 to 1938 code for a protein of 645 amino acids. Gene Ontology annotation, molecular function: DNA-binding transcription factor activity, RNA polymerase II-specific; DNA binding; zinc ion binding. Lineage: Eukaryota; Fungi; Ascomycota; Sordariomycetes; Amphisphaeriales; Apiosporaceae. Gene Ontology annotation, biological process: DNA-templated transcription; regulation of DNA-templated transcription. The transcript is spliced from 3 exons.
AUGGACCCGUCACUACCAGAGCUGGCGCUUGCGCCGCUGCCGAAUGCCCCCCCAAUUGGCUCUGUGCCGCCGUAUAGCACCAGCGUUAGUGGAGAGAGCCCAACUGAACGAUCUCGCGGCCCGCCUGCGGUCAGCUCAUCGGCCGUGUCAAAUAGCAGCGCUGACUCAAAAGCCGCUGGACCUACUACUCCAGCCGCUUGCUUGGCCUGUCGAUCCAAGCAUCUGAAGUGUGACGGCGCAAAUCCAUGUUCGCGGUGCCAGGCCAGCGAUUCCCUAUGUCAAUACGUAGCGUCGCGACGUGGAUAUAAAGGUCCUCGAAGGAACCCGGCCCAGAAUCCCAAUAAGCGGCAUGCUUCUGAUUCACCAAACUCCAAUGGCAGUGAUAGCUGCCCGAUGCUACUCGGCGCCAGCGUAUCGACGCCGGCGGCGCCCAGCCUCGCCAUGUUCAACCCGGCUAUGGGCAUGCCGGACAUCACAGGCUCACCGUUUGGUGCCACGCCGACCGUGUCUGGCCUUCAACUUUAUAGACAGCCAUACCUCGGCGGUGCGAACGACGCGGUGGUGGAACUGAACCACCACAAGCCGCCGCAGUCGAUACCCGAAAGGUGCAUCGAUUCAUUCUAUUACCAUUUCUAUCCUGGCCAUCCUACUGUUCUGCCCAAAGAACGCCUGCUACGCAUGGCCAAGGACAGGGACUUAGAACACCUCUUGGCGGCAAUGAGAUGGGCCGGGUCCCUGUAUUUCGAAGUUGGGCCUCAGCGUGCGACUUUCUUCGAGGCAGCCAUGCGGCUCAUCUAUGCUGAGGACGUUGCAAGAGACGGGUUCCUCGUCCAAGCCAUGCUCAUUCUACUCAUAGGAUUGGAUGGCAGUUGCCAGCAGGAAAAGGCGCGAGACAUUCUAUCUGAUGCCGAGAGAAUCGCCAUUGAGAUCGGACUGUAUCAGAGGUCUUACGCAAUCAAUAAUGGGCAGGGCAAUCCGAUGCUCGAGGAAAGCCUGCGGCGGACUUGGUGGGACCUAUUCGUGGUAGAUGGCAUGGUCGCAGGAGUUCAUCGAGCAACCAAUUUCCUCCUAUUCGAUAUCGUGUCGGACGCUGGCCUCCCCUGUGAAGAACAUCAGUACAUCUCCGGGACCAUUCCUCGGCCACUCUUCCUCCAAGAUUUUGACGAUCAAAUCUUCAGUGGGGAAGAAUUGGAAUUCUCCUCCUUUGCGUACAGAGUUGCAUCGAUCCGCAACCUAGGACGAAUGAUGCGGCUGCCGGAUAGCGUCUUUCCCGGCGACGACAAUGUUGACAGGAUGGAGUCGCACUUGUCAAACUGGCGUAUGCAUCUCCCCGAGUCGAAGCGCGACAGUCUGAACAAAGACUGCCAACACGACGAGAUGAUGUUCCAGGCCCACAUGAUCAACCACGCCUGUUCUAUCAUGUUGCAUCAACCCCAUUCGCAACUCGACUCCUCGCCUGCCCGGGACGUGAAUGCCUGUGCGCCACACCAGAUUGUGCGAAGCGGCGAAAGCUUCAAUACUCAUACUCGACAUAUCGUAACCGCUGCGUCUGCGAUUAGCAAGAUGGUCACGUAUGCUGUGCCCAUAACAUGCCACACCCAUUUCUUCACCUGUGUCUUGACCAUGUCGUCAAUCGUACACCUGAGCAAGUGGGCCUUGUGGUUUGUCCAGAACGACGACGAUCUGCGACAGCUCAUCCGGCUCAACAUUGGCGCGCUCAACAAGCUCAGUUCGGUAUGGUCGGCAGCGGGAAGGGCCUCGGGCCAAGUCAAGGGGGUUGCCCAAGAGAUCUACCGUACCAAGAAGGCUGCCCAGCAGAACAAUGCCUCGUUCUGGGUCGGAUAUACUCAGGAGGAGAUCAUCAGCAGCAUGUCUGCUGAUGAGUCCAUCAUGAGCGAGAUCAACACCAUGCUGCAGCCGGGCACGACUAUGGCGUGA